Molecule: messenger RNA, 1758 nt
Organism: Coccinella septempunctata (seven-spotted ladybird)
Lineage: Eukaryota; Metazoa; Arthropoda; Insecta; Coleoptera; Coccinellidae
Product: trichohyalin-like
Exons: 9
Coding region: 82-1701 (539 amino acids)
Source: RefSeq, a predicted model, not a curated record
ACGUUUCAUCGAACAUAUCACAAACGCAUACAGCUGUCGAAUAUAAACUUGUAGUUAUUUGAGUGAAUUUGUUUCCUAACAAUGUUUGGAGGUCCUUUAGAAUUACCUAAAAAAACCAAGCCCACACCAUGGCCAAAAAAACUGCACGACAUCAACAUGCCAUGUCAGCAACCCUACAAAUAUGGUCAUAAUGCAAGAACACCGAAUUCAAACUACAGUGUACGCCUUCUACAUUAUAAACAGCGUUUAAAGGAAACUUUAGACAAGAUGACGAAAAUGUUCAAAAGAGAUGCAAUGGCUGAUAAAAUUUUCGUUCAAUAUUUUAAUCAUUACGACAAAAAAGAUUUGCAGAGAGAUAUAAGGCAGAGAGUUGAAGCUAAGGUUAAGGCUGCUGAUGAAGCUCUUGAAUUGAGACGUCAAAGGUUGAUGGAAAUGCUAAGUAUAGAAGAGAAACAGUUCUAUUUCGAGACAGUCGAUAAUGCGCAAAGAGGAAAAGAAAGUAAGCUGGCGGAGAUGAAAGAACGAGCUGAAAAGAUAAAAGCCAAACGAGAAGCUGAAAGACUGAAGGUGGUAGAAGAGAAAAGGUUCCUUCAGUACAGGGACCAAAAUGAGCUGUUGAGACCAGCUUUGGAGAAACUGCACAACAUCGAAUCGAAAAUGGUGAAUCUGCAGCAGAUGAGGGAAAAUGAAGCGAAACGUGAAUCAGAACGAGAAACCGACAUGUUCUUCCACAGAAUUAUGAUGAAGGAUGUUCAAGGAAAGAUAGAAAGAGAAGAACAGGAUGCCAUCAAACGUGGUAACGACAUAAGAGACAUGGUUAACACAUGGGAUCAACAGAUAAGAGGGAAGGAAUUGCUCAUGCAGGAAAUUGAACACGUGAAAGAAGAAGAUCGACAAGAAAUUCAAAGAAAUAUGCAGCAGUUGAAGGAAGAAAUUCAGGAAGAAAGAAUGCGAAUACACCACGAGAAGCAAAUGCGCAAGAAGGACCUGACUCACCAAAUUCAACUCAGAGAGAAAUUCUUGAAACAGAGACAGAAGGAGCUAGACGCCUUAAAUAGAGCGUUUGCCCGUUUGAAUGAUAUUGCUUUGGCAAAAGAACAACAAACUGACACCGAGUCACGACUUAAGGCUAAGCGAGAAAUGUUCACCUAUAAAAAAUACCUGAAAGAUCUUAAGCGAGCCACAAUGGAAGAAGACCGACAGACACAGGAAGUCCUGGAGGCAGAUCAGAAUGAAAUAUUACGUAAACAGGACGAGAUAAAAUGUAAGGCUAAGGCGGCCAAAGACAGGCUUCGCAAUGAAGUGUAUGCUAUAAGAGCUCGACAACUAGAGGAAAAAAAGGAGAAUAAAGAAAAAGAGAAAGCUGAAGAAAGGAAUGUUGCCGAGUUCAUGAAUAAGGUGAUCGAAAUGAAUCAAUGCUUGGACAAAGAAGCAGAGAGAUUGAUGAGAGAAGAAGUAUUGCAAUAUCGUGAUGAUCUGUGUAAACAGAUAGAAUACAAUAAAAUACUGAAGGAAAGGGAACAAAGAGAGUUGGAACGCGAACAGAAGAUGAGUGAGCAGGAAGAGCAAAGAUAUUUGGACAUUGUAAAUAAGAUGGUUCAGGAAAAGAUCGAAGGUGGCUCUAAACAUCCCUUCAGAGAGGUUUUAGAUGAGUUUGAAUGCUAUUGCAAAGAACAAGGGGCUACUCUACGAGAAAGCUGAUCUCACACAUUUACAAUUUCUGUAUUUAUUCUAUUGAAUAGAUUCCAGUGAAAAUUU